GAAAGGGCGGGUCUAGGGGACCAGCGCCCUGGACCGCUAGGAGGCGCUGAGCCCUGCUCGCCCUGCCCGCCCCUCCUGGGCCACUUGGCCCGGUCGCCGCACCUCUGUCCCGUGUGCAAGGCGACCACCGCCGCCGCCAAUCCCAGCUGCCGGGUACCAUGCAGUGCUUGGGCGCCGAGUACCUGGUUUCUGCAGAGAAAACAAGGCAAAGAGAAUGGCGACCCCAAAUUUAUAGAAAAUGCACCGAUACACCGUGGCUAGUCUUGUUCUUUCUCUUUUGGACUGGUUUGGUGUUCAUCAUGGGUUAUUCGGUGGUGGCCGGGGCAGCAGGAAGACUCCUCUUUGGAUAUGACAGCUUUGGCAACGUGUGUGGCAAGAAGAACUCCCCAGUGGAAGGGGCCCCCCUCUCUGGGCAGGACAUGACUCUAAAAAAACACGUGUUCUUUAUGAAUGCCUGCAGUUUUGAAGUCAAAGACAGGGGCCUUGGUCCCACAUCCCUCUGUGUAUCCAGCUGUCCUGAGAAGCAGCUGGACACUCUGGAAGAGGUCCAACUUUUUGCCAACAUCAACGGCUCUUUCCUGUGUGUGUAUAGUUUGAAUUCCUUCAACUACACUCAGAGUUCAAGUGUAGGCACACUGUGUCCCAGGCUCCCGGUUCCUCCAAGCAAGCCCUUUCCCUUAUUUAACCGGUGCAUCCCUCAGACACCCGAGUGCUAUUCCUUGUUUGCAUCAGUCUUGAUAAAUGAUGCGGACGCUCUCCAUCGGAUUCUAAGUGGAAUAAUGGCAGGAAGAAACACCAUCCUCGGCCUGUGCGUCUUCACAUUCGCCCUGUCUCUGGCCAUGUUGUUCGCCUUCCGGUUCAUCUCGACCCUUCUGAUCCACAUUAUCAUCUCCUUGGUCAUUUUGGGAUUGCUGUUCGUCUGUGGUGUCUUAUGGUGGCUGUAUUAUGACUACACCAAUGACCUCAGUACAGAAUUGGACACAGAAAAGGAGAAUAUGAAGUGUAUGCUAGCCUUUGCCAUCAUCUCUACAGUCGUGACAGUCCUUCUCCUGGCCUUGAUUUUUACCCUCAGGAAGAGGAUAAAAUUGACAGUUGAGCUUCUCCACGUCACAAACAAAGCCAUCCGCAGCUGUCCUUUCCUGCUGUUCCAGCCACUGUGGACGUGUGCCAUCCUCAUUUUCUUCUGGGUCCUCUGGGUGGCUGUGCUGCUGAGCCUGGGCACUGCUGGUACUGCUCAGGUGAUGGAAGGUGGUCAAGUGGAAUAUAAGCCUCUUUUCGGCAUUCGGUAUAUGUGGUGGUACCAUUUAAUUGGCCUCAUCUGGACUAGCGAAUUCAUCCUUGCAUGCCAGCGGAUGACUGUAGCAGGAGCAAUGGUUGCUUGUUAUUUCAACAGGAAUCAAAAUGACCCUCCUGCCCGUCCAAUCCUUUCGUCUCUCUUCGUACUUUUCUGCUACCAUCAAGGAACUGCGGUGAAAGGGUCAUUUUUACUCACUGUGACAAGGAUCCCAAGAGUCAUUUUCAUGUGUAUUUAUAGCACUCUGAAAGAGCCGCAGCGCAGUGCUUGGUCAAGAGGUGAAUUCAGAUGCAGCCACUGUGGGCUUUGGUGUCUCGUUAAAUAUCUGUUCCUUCUCAACCAGGAUGCAUACACUGCAGCUGCCAUUAACGGGACAGACUUUUGUACAUCCGCAAAAGAUGCGCACACAAUCAUAGCCAAGAAUUCAAGUCAUCUCACGGCUGUUAACUGCUUUGGAAACUUUGUCAUUUUCCUGGGAAAGGUGCUGGUGGUGUGCUUCGGCGUUUUCGGGGGCCUGAUGGCGUUUAACUACAGCCGUGCGCUCCAGGUGUGGGCCAUCCCUCUGCUGCUGGUUGCCUUUUUUGCCUGCGUGGUGGCUCACAGUUUCCUAUCCGUGUUUGAAACUGCGCUGGAUAUCCUUUUCCUGUGCUUUGCUGUGGACCUGGAAACAAAUGACGGAUCGUCGGAGAAACCGUACUUUAUGGACCCAGGGUUUUUGAGUUUUAUAAAACGGACCAACAACUUUAACAACGCCAAGUCUCAAGGACACAAGGAUGCUUUACCAAAUGAAGAGGGGACAGAACUCCAGCCCAUCGUGAGAUAGGGACCAAAAGAACUUUGACUACCUGUGACACCGAGACAAAGCCUACAGCUGUUUUCACGCGAACUAGAGCACGAAAGAUGUUAAAACUGUCUAUAUGCAUCGAUUUAAAAGGCACAACAUUGGCACAGGGACACACAUCUGUAAUUCAAAACUGGAAGAGGUUAUAAGGCUAGCCUGAGCUACAUACUCAGGAGUUAAAUGCUAGCCUGAAUGCUACAUAGAGACCUCAUAUAAACAAACAAACAAGGUUAGCUCACUGGAUAAAGGUGCCAGUUGCUAACCCGAGGAACUGAAUACCCCUAGACCCACAUGGUAAAAGGAGAGAAUCAAUUCCUGUAAGUUGUCCUCAGAGCUCCACAUGUGUACUGCCCCGAGUGCACUCAGUCAGCCCCACCACCACCACCGAAAAAUAAAUAAAAAUGUAAACACCUCA
Messenger RNA from Mus caroli (Ryukyu mouse), 2550 nucleotides. It is a transcript of the gene Slc44a3, whose product is annotated as solute carrier family 44 member 3. Gene Ontology annotation, cellular component: membrane. Gene Ontology annotation, molecular function: transmembrane transporter activity. Lineage: Eukaryota; Metazoa; Chordata; Mammalia; Rodentia; Muridae. The record is from RefSeq and is a predicted model, not a curated record. Gene Ontology annotation, biological process: transmembrane transport.